Anastrepha obliqua is the source of this 578-nucleotide messenger RNA. RefSeq names its product metallothionein-1-like. The transcript has 3 exons. Bases 202 to 372 code for a protein of 56 amino acids. Lineage: Eukaryota; Metazoa; Arthropoda; Insecta; Diptera; Tephritidae. Gene Ontology annotation, molecular function: metal ion binding. The record is from RefSeq and is a predicted model, not a curated record.
UUUGCACACUGCACCACACAAUUUCAACUAACGAAACCCGAUUCAAGUGUUUUGAUGUGUAUAAAACCGAGAGGAGCACCAACGAAGAGAUCAGUGUAACAACAUUUGGCGUUUACAAAGCUAAACUUGAGUGAUCGAAAAACGAUUUCUAGCGAAUUUUUUCAAGUGUAAGAAAAUAAAUAAACUUAUUAAAACAACAAAAUGCCUUGCCCAUGUGGAAGCGGUUGCAAAUGCGGAUCGGAACCUAAGACUGGCAAUUGCGGUUGCGGUUCGGCGUGCAAAUGCUGUCCCUGUGGAAGUGGUUGUAAAUGCGGCUCACAAACACAAAGUGGCAGUUGCGGUUGCGGUUCCAGCUGUAAAUGUGGCCAAUAAAAAUGCAUCAAAUAGUAUUUGUGCAAAUAACAGUACUUUAUUAAGUUUAAGCAAAAUUUAAUUUAUUUAUAUAAUUUAAUUGUAUGAUGCUCAUUAUACAUAAAUCAUGUGAAAAUACAUAUAGUACAAGUAUUUAUAUUAGAAAAGUACAAACACUUGUGCACGCCAUCACAUUUCGCUACAAAUAAAAAACAAAAAGAAAUUAA